AUGACGAGCUCCUCCACGCCGUCCCGCAAGGCGCUGAGCAAGAUCGCCUGCAACCGGCUGCAGAAGGAGCUCGCCGAGUGGCAGGUCGGCCCGCCCGCCGGCUUCAAGUACAAGGUCUCCGACAACCUCCAGAGAUGGGUGAUCGAGGUGGGCGGGGCGGAGGGCACGCUCUACGCCGGCGAGACGUACCAGCUGCAGGUCGACUUCCCCGAGCAUUACCCCAUGGAGGCACCUCAGGUCAUUUUCCUCAACCCGGCGCCGAUGCACCCGCACAUUUACAGCAACGGGCACAUCUGCUUAGGUAAACUCCAUCAUGCCGCGCCUCUCAUCCCCUCCCCUCUCCUCUCCUGGGGAAAUUUUUUUUGUCUAUGCCUCCGUGCCGGUGCCUAUUUUUGA
Molecule: messenger RNA, 396 nt
Organism: Triticum turgidum subsp. durum (durum wheat)
Lineage: Eukaryota; Viridiplantae; Streptophyta; Magnoliopsida; Poales; Poaceae
Source: the annotation of a GenBank genome assembly